Ceratina calcarata is the source of this 1463-nucleotide messenger RNA. It is a transcript of the gene Pex12, whose product is annotated as peroxisomal biogenesis factor 12. NCBI's taxonomy places the organism in Eukaryota, Metazoa, Arthropoda, Insecta, Hymenoptera, Apidae. The transcript is spliced from 6 exons. Gene Ontology annotation, cellular component: peroxisomal membrane; peroxisomal importomer complex. Gene Ontology annotation, biological process: protein monoubiquitination; protein import into peroxisome matrix. Gene Ontology annotation, molecular function: ubiquitin-protein transferase activity; protein binding; zinc ion binding. The coding region runs from base 421 to 1413 and encodes 330 amino acids. The record is from RefSeq and is a predicted model, not a curated record.
GUGUAAAACUCACAUGAGAAAGAAAUGGAAAAUCGUGUAGACCAGUUUGGUGCAAAGCUAAUUUAUCUUCUGCUAUCAGAAUUUAAUUAAUCAGUCGUGAAUAUCCAGUGAUUUCUAUUUCUUUUCAUAGAUGCCUCUGCACGUGGUUUAUGCAGAUGAAUAUUAAAAUUCUUAUUUACAUUUAUCACCUUUUUUAUUGCACGCCCUUCUAAUUGACCCAGUUAAGUAAUCGUAGAAAUUCUCAUAAUCUCUAUGAUUUAUCUCCGAAAUUCGUUUCGAAUGAAGGACAAUAUCGUGAUUAUAGCUAGAACUGCUGAUAAACUUUUGUUUACGCGCAAUUUGCAUGCGAAAUCGACUUUGGUCUCGUAAAUGAAAUGAUGAACAAGGUGGACGUUAGUGUUCAGAUAGAAAAGUUUUAUAAUGGCCGAGAAAGGUGCGCAUUUGACCGGGACUUCGUUAAUUAAACCUUCUAUUUUCGAAAUCGUUGCUCAGGAAUCGUUCGCAUCCACUGUUGAGCCAGCUUUCAAAAAGCUUCUAUCGUUUAUCGUAUCGUUUAACAUUGAAAGAUACGGACACGUCCUUAGAUGGACCGACGAGGGGUAUUUAAUUUUCAACGCGAUCCUCCAACGAUAUUACUUCAACAAAUAUUCUGCUUCGUUCUCUGAAGCGUUCUACGGUUUGAAACGCGUAGUAGCAACAGACUCGAAAGUGAAACGCAAUUUAUCAAACGAACAGAAGAAACUGUCUUUAAUAUUAAUAGUCUUAUUUCCUUACGUAAGAAGUAAACUUUCUCAAUUGAGUGAGAAAUAUAAACUAGAAGAAUUAGAUGGCUGCGCUCCGAAAUCGACAUGGCAGAGGCUGUACCGUAAUUGUGUAACCACAGGGAAUACUGUAAUUUUCACAGUGUACGAAUUUCUAGUAUUAUACAAUUACAUACUUUACGUCUCUGGGAAAUCGGCGUACACUUCCCCUCUGCUACGUCUUUUGUCAAUUACCCUAACUUACGCGGAACGUGUACCAUUAAUUAGCGUUUCUGAUUUACUGAGGAAGAUUAGAAACAAUUCUUUCAACGUCGACGACAGCGUAGACAUACUGCAAAGAUUAGUGACCAGGUCCCUCGAGUUCGGAGCGUUCUUCCUUCAGUUCUUGUCUUGGUGGACUCAGGAACAUCAGAAUACGAAUUUAUUAUCAUUGCCCAUUCCUCCGCCCCCGCAGAUUCCAGAGAUAGCGAAGCGAUACAAAGGCAUAUGUCCAAUCUGUUGUAAGGCACUCAGGGUACAUACGGUACUCUCGGUAUCUGGUUACGCGUUCUGCUAUCAAUGCAUCCUCCCCGUGAUACACAGGGAGAGAAAGUGUCCGGUCACGAGCUAUCCUGCCAAGGAAGACGAUCUGAUACGACUGUACCUAGACUAAAAUUUAACAUACACGUUCUACCUGUACAAUAAAAAGCGUUUUACCUCGAA